GGAACACCCCGAGCCCCGCGGGGAACACCCGCGGCCAUGGCGAGCCGGCCGGGCAUCAGCACCGUCACCUACGUGUUCGUUUACAGCCCCGCCGGCCCCGCCGCGCCGCCCGCCGGUCCCGGUACCGAGCCCGCACCCCACGCCGCGCCCGCCCCGCUGCGCGGGCCCAAGCGGAAGCUUUACAGCGCCGUGCCCGGCCGCAAGUUCAUCGUGGUGAAGAGCUACGCGCCGCAGGGCGAUGGCGAGAUCCAGCUCAACCGCGGAGAGGCCGUCAAGGUGCUGAGCAUCGGCGAGGGCGGAUUCUGGGAAGGCUCCGUGAAGGGCAGGAGCGGCUGGUUCCCGGCGGAAUGCGUGGAGGAGGUGCAGAUGCGCCAGUACGACUCCAGGCAAGAAACCAGGGAGGACCGGACCAAGCGGCUUUUCCGGCACUACACCGUCGGAUCCUACGACAACUUCACCUCCCACAGUGACUACAUCAUCGAGGAGAAGACGGCCGUGCUGCAGAAGCGGGAGCAUGAGGGCUUCGGCUUCGUCCUGCGUGGGGCCAAAGCCGAGACCCCGAUCGAGGAGUUCACGCCCACGCCGGCAUUCCCAGCGCUGCAGUACCUGGAAUCCGUGGAUGUGGAAGGAGUCGCCUGGAGAGCGGGAUUGCGCACGGGGGACUUUCUGAUCGAGGUGAACGGAGUGAACGUGGUGAAGGUGGGGCACAAGCAGGUGGUGGCGCUGAUCCGGCAGGGCGGGAAUCACCUCCUGAUGAAAGUCGUGUCCGUCAGCCGCAAGCCCGACUCCGAGGAGGGAUCCCGCAAAAAGGCUCCGCCGCCGCCCAAGAGAGCGCCCAGCACCACCCUCACGCUGCGCUCCAAGUCCAUGACGGCCGAGCUGGAGGAGCUGGCCUCCAUGCGGAGAAGGAAAGGGGAGAAGCUGGAUGAGAUCCUGGCGGCCACCGAGCCGGCGCUGAGGGCGGAGCUGGUGGAGGCCGAUUCCAGAGCGGCCACGGUGAAACAGCGCCCGACCAGCCGGAGGAUCACCCCUGCGGAGAUCAGUUCCCUGUUUGAGCGCCAGGGAAUGGCGCAUUCCGGGGUCCUGGCGGGAACGGAGAAACCCCACGUGUCCCUCCGGAAGGGAAUUCCACGGACCAAGUCUGUAGGGGAAGACGAGAAGCUGGCCGCCUCCUUGCUGGACGGGAAGUUCCCGCGGAGCACCUCCAUGACGGACACGGUCCGGGAAGGCCACGGGAUCCCCCCUCCCCCGCAGACCGCCCCUCCCCCGCCGCCCUCCCCCUAUUACUUCGACACCGGUCCCCCUCCGUCCUUCUCGCCGCCGCCGCCGCCGGGCCGGGCCUACGACACCAUCAGGUCCAGCUUUAAGCCGGGCUUAGAAGCCAAACUGCACGGGCUGCCGCAGGUGCUGAGCGCGGCCGAGAUGUACGACCAGGCCAGGGGCUCCAUGCCCUACCCCGAGCGGCAGAAGAGGGCCCGCUCCAUGAUAAUCCUCCAGGAUUCCUCCCACCUCCCCGUGGAACCCACCGAGAUCCCCCGGCCCGGCCCGGCGGUGACGCCUCCGGAGAAGCUCAAGAGGAAGGGCCGGGUCAUCGACAACCCCUACGCCAACAUGGGCCAGUUCAACGUCAGCCUCUUCGCCCCCACCAAGCCGCAGAGGAAGAAGAGUCCCCUGGUCAAGCAGCUCCAGGUGGAGGACGCCCAGGAACGGGCGGCCUUGGCCAUCACCGGCGGCUACUCCUCCCGGGAGCCGUCGCCCACGCGCCGGAGCCACCGCCUGGACUACCAGCACCACCCCGGCAUCGCUCAGGUGGAAGCCGCCGGCCUCCCCUUCGCCACCGCCAUCGCCGCCGGCGUCAUGAAGGACCGGGACCGGCGGCUGGACGAGAGGAGGAAAUCCACGGUGUUCCUGUCGGUGGGAGCCAUCGAGGGGCCGGCGCCGGGCGGCAGCGAGAUGCCGUCGCUGCAGCAGUCGCGCUCCAUCGACGAGCGGCUCCUGGGCAGCCGGGAUGUCCUCCUGCCGUCGCCCGUGUCAGCUUUAAAGCCAUUAAUCAGCAGCUCCUCCUCAACCUUCAUCCACCCCCUGACGGGAAAGCCCCUGGAUCCCAACUCGCCCCUGGCGCUGGCGCUGGCCGCAAGGGAACGGGCGCUGUCCACCCAAGUCCCAUCCCGGUCGCCCACCCCGAUCCACAGCCCCGACUCGGACAGAGCCGCGCCCCUGUUUGUGGACAUCCAAACCAAAGAACCGGACAGGGGGGACUUGGAGAGCUUGGUGUCCCCCGCCUACUCCCCCGGCGGGAAGGUGGUGAUGGCGGCCGACGCCGGCGCUCUGACCCCCACCAAGAGCCCCUGGGCGACUCCCACCACCCUGCGGAAGGAGCCCGAGAUGCGAGCGGAGCCGCCGGGCAAGGAGGAGAAGAAACCCGAGGACAAGAAGUCCAUGAUCAUCAGCAUCGUGGACACGUCGCAGCAGAAGACCGCCGGCCUCAUCAUGGUCCACGCCACCAGUAAUGGCCAAGACGAGAUAGGCCUGGAGAUCAAAGAGGAGAGCCCGGCCGUGCCCGAGGUCUGCGCCGAGCCGGCCGAGUCCCCCAAGGCCGAGCCCCAGCCCAGCCCCGUGGGGAAGCCGCCGGCCAGCCCGGCCUCAGAGAAGGCGCUGGGCCAGGGCAGCUCGGAGGAGGAGGUGGAGCCCUACACGGUGACCCUCCCGCCGGCCCAGCUGUCCUCCAGCGACGAGGAGACCCGCGAGGAGCUGGCCAAGAUCGGGCUGGUGCCGCCCCCGGACGAAUUCGCCAACGGGGUGCUGGUGACCACCCCCGGCACCCCCGUGAGCCACCUGGCCGCGCCCGGCACGCCGUCCCUGCCAGCGGCAGCAGUAGCACCUUCUCCCCCCGGCGCGACACCCUCAGGGAAGCCCUCGGACGCCCCCGCGGCCCCGGAGUCGGCGGCGGACUCGGGAGUGGAAGAGGUGGACACCAGGAGCUCCAGCGACCACCACCUGGAGACCACAAGCACCAUCUCCACGGUCUCCAGCAUGUCCACGCUGUCCUCGGAGAGCGGCGAGCCCACCGACACCUACACGUCCUUCGCCGACGGCCAAACUUUUCUACUCGAGAAGCCACCAGUGCCUCCAAAGCCCAAACUCAAGUCCCAGCUCAGCAAGGGGCCGGUUACUUUCAGGGACCCACUUUUGAAGCAGUCUUCGGACAGCGAGCUCAUCUCCCAGCACCACGCGGCCACGCUGGCGGCCACCAGCGCGGCCCGGCCACGCUACCUCUUUCAGAGAAGGUCCAAGCUAUGGGGGGACCCCAUGGAGAGCAGGCCCGGCCACGGGGCCGAAGAGGACAAACCAACUGUGAUCAGCGAGCUGAGCUCCCGCCUCCAGCAGCUCAACAAGGACACGCGCUCCUUGGGCGAGGAACCAGCCGGCUCCACCCUGGAUCCCGGCAAGAAGUCGCCGGUGGUGGCCGCACGACUUUUCAGUAGUUUAGGCGAGCUCAGCACCAUUUCCCAGCGCAGCUCCGGCACCACCUUCACCGUGCGGCCCGGCAGCCGCUACCCCGUCACCCGCCGCACGCCCAGCCCCGUCAAACCCGCGGCGCUGGAGCGGCCGGAGCCCCUCAGCACCGUCCGGCCCUACGGCCUGACGCCCCCCACCAUCCUCAAAUCCUCCAGCCUCUCCAUCCCCCACGAGCCCAAGGAAGUCCGCUUCGUGGUCCGCAGCGUCAGCGCCCGCAGCCGCUCCCCGUCACCGUCACCGUCACCGGGGCCACCGCUGCACACGCUGCACCCGCCCAGGCCCUUCAUGCAGAAGCCGCUGCACCUGUGGAACAAGUACGACGUGGGGGACUGGCUGGAGAGCAUCAACCUGGUGGAGCACCGGGACAAGUUCGAGGACCACGAGAUCGAGGGCACCCACCUGCCCGCCCUGACCAAGGAGGACUUCGUGGAGUUGGGGGUGACCCGCGUUGGGCACCGCAUGAACAUCGAGCGGGCGCUGAAGCAGCUGGUGGACAGCUGACCGCGUCCCCAGCCGCCGUGGGAAGGGCGGGCCGGCAUUCCCAAGCCAAGAAAACCCACUGGGAUUCUCCUUCUCCUUUCUCCGAGCGCUGCACUGAGGGUGCGGAGCCGCCCCCCGGCUCCCGCCCGCUCCCCGGCCCAGGAAUGUUGCAUGAAAUUCCUCCUCGCUCCCGUCCUCCCGGAGAGCCCGGCUGGAGAUCGCUCCGUGUGCCCCGCCAGGGUGGCACCGGUGGUGGCACCUCGGGGGUGACCACGGCCCAGAGCCCCCGAGCCGCCGGGUGGCACCUCCUGGGUGGCACUGCCAGGCUGAGAGGUGGCCCAAGGUCCUGACGAGUCCCAGGUGUCCCUGGCAGGCUCAGAGGUGGCUCCGGGUCCUGAUCCCCCCCAGAUGUCCCUGCAGGGAGGUGGCCCCGGGUCCUGACACCCUCCAGGUGUCCCUGGCAGAGUCACAGGUGUCCCUGGCAGGGUCACAGAUGUCCCUGCCAGGCUGAGAGGUGGCCCCGGGUCCUGACACCCUCCAGGUGUCCCUGAUGGGAGAUGGCCCCGGGUCCCCCCAGGUGUCCCUGACAGGGUCACAGAUGUCCCUGCCAGGCUCAGAGGUCGCCCCGGGUCCCCCCCAGAUGUCCCUGCCAGGCUCAGAGGUGGCCCCGAGUCCCCCCCAGAUGUCCCUGCAGGGAGUGUCCCCAUCUCCUGAUCCCCACCCAGAUGUCCCUGUCAGGCUCAGAGGUGACCCCGGGUCCCCCCCAGAUGUCCCUGGCAGGGUCACAGAUGUCCCUGCAGGGAGUGUCCCCAUCUCCUGAUCCCCACCCAGAUGUCCCUGUCAGGCUCAGAGGUGACCCCGGCUCCCCCCCAGAUGUCCCUGGCAGGGUCAGAGGUGGCCCAAGGUCCCUCCAGAUGUCCCUGGCAGGCUCAGAGGUGGCCCCAGGUGUCCCCGCAGGGAGGUGGCCCCGGCUCCCCCCCAGGUGUCCCCAUCGGGCUCGGAGGUGGCGGCUCCAGCGGCGCUCCCGGAGAAAGGAAGGAAGGAAAGGAGGAAGGAAUGAAAGGAAGGAAGGAAAGGAGGAAAGGAAGGAAGGAAUGAAAGGAAGAAGGGCCGGGACGGCUCCAGCGGCGGCCGUGCCACCCCGAGCCGUGCCAGGCCGUGCCAGGCCGUGCCAGAAGAGCCCCCCAGGCAGGCGGAUCCCCCCGGACUCUGAGCUGCGGGUGAGAGGGAGCGAGGAGCGCAUGGAUCGAAGCAUGUUUGGGAAUAUCGGGAGCCUGGGGGGUGGGGGGGGACGAAUCCCGCAGCAAAAACAAAAAAAAAGCAACAAAAAACUAACAAAAACAACAAAAAAAAGCUUUGGCAAAAUUAGAGGGGAGGGGGCGGGGGGGGUGGGAAAAGUUUGAUUUUUCUCUUGGCUUGGGGUCUUGUUUUUCCAAAGUGGGGGGAAAAGCGUUGAUGGGAAAUUAUUUAAUCUCCGUGCAUUUAUCUAGAGAGCAGCUGAUAAACCCCACGAGAUAACGAAUUCCAGGAUCCUCCCCCCCCUCCCUCUCCCCCACCCCAAAAUCCUGCUCAUCCCUCGUUUUGCAUCUUUUUAAGCAGCUCUAUAUUUGGAAAGAGAGAAUAUCUAUAUAUCUAUAUCUCCAGAGCUAUAGCCACCUGAUUUUUGUUAGGAUUUUCCUAAAAAAAAAAAUAAUUCUUAUCUCUGGACUGGAGGAGACGCUCCCGGGACGCCCGUGGCUCGUGGGAGUUUUUAAGCGACUGAAUGAAUGUGAAAAAGUCUUUUUAAACACACCACAAAAACCCCUAAAAUCCCCCCUCCCCCCCCCCAAAAAACAGCUCUUUUCAGACGCUCUGGAUUUGUGAAAGAUUCAGAGAAAUCACAAAAACACACGCACACACACACAAAAAAAGCAAAAAAAAAAGCCAAAAAAAAAAACCAAACAAAACCACAAACUUGCGUUUUGGGACACACCGAGUCUUCCAGGCACACAGCAGGGAGGUCCCCGGGGGUCGCGACCCCCAAUUUUGGGGGGGGGGGGGGUCCCAGGGCUGGUGGUGGUGGCCACGGGGACAAUGCCCGGGGGAGGUGUCCCCAGUGCCACCCGCGUGUCCCCCGGGCCGGGGUGACCAGGGCGUGCCCGGCUGGCCGGGAGGGGAGGGCUCGGUGGUCCCAAAAGCCGAGGCCCCCAGGAAGGCA
Taeniopygia guttata (zebra finch) is the source of this 6196-nucleotide messenger RNA. RefSeq names its product SH3 and multiple ankyrin repeat domains 3 (gene SHANK3). The record is from RefSeq and is a predicted model, not a curated record. Gene Ontology annotation, cellular component: postsynaptic density; dendritic spine; postsynaptic membrane. Gene Ontology annotation, molecular function: synaptic receptor adaptor activity; ionotropic glutamate receptor binding. NCBI's taxonomy places the organism in Eukaryota, Metazoa, Chordata, Aves, Passeriformes, Estrildidae.